CAAGUAUUGACCAACCACUGCACACUUCACACGUGGUCUGUACUCGUUAAUAAAAUCAACCGCUUCUUUUACUAUAAGUAGAGCUACACGGUGUUUAAAAAAUUCGUGCCUAUCUAUGUAUGAAGGAACAACGCACUUUUAAAUGUUACAAGAAAUACAGAAUUGUUACCAUAUAUGGUACAAAGAGUGCCUAAGGACCUGGCGGAUUCCCAAUAUCCUGCGAGCUCGCCCUUUUUAUCACGUGUAUACCUUGUUAGAAGUAAAGGAGAAUCCAGCGGUGAUUGUGCCUCUAAGUGAUGCAUGUGAGGGAAGCUGUGAAGAUUUUGCCAAGAAAGUAAAGCGCAAUAGAAGUUUUGUACGAGCGGUAACAGUUGUCCCGAAGAAUAUCGAAGAUUCCAGAGUCCUCGACACUAAAACAACAAACAUGGCGGACGAAAUAGAGUUACUCGAAAAAGGAGAAAAUAUCGCGAGAAAUGGCAACUCAAAUCCACCGAGACCAGGAGAUAGUAACCUCAUAAGCGAAGGAAAAAUAGUGGACUUUGUGAUGGUUUACGAGGAAACUAAAGGAAAAGACGAGGAAGAAAUAAGAGAUGAAGAAGAAAAGGCGGAAAUGCGACGGAAUUUUGAAGAACACUUGAUAAAAGAAGGCUUACUGCUUCAGCACACUGAUUCUGAUUUGAACGAGGAGGUCAACAAAGUCUUUGUUCUCAUCCACGCGCCUUGGGACGUCCUGACGAGGUUUGCAGAGAAGAUGCUGCUUCGUUUUCCACUACGUGAGGCGAGCCCACCUCCAGCGGCACAGGGAUUCGAUAAAAUCCCGGAACUCAUUUCUAAUUGGUCGAAGAUUUUCGACCCACCUUCGUGUGGCAUCACAAAGGAGAAGCGCUUCGUACACGGAUUAUUCUCUCGCGACAAAAAAGACUCAUUUCUCAUAUCCGACAAGGAUAAGUUCUUUUCGGAUCUUGAUCGGAGUCGAAUCGUUGCUCGGAUUCUAAGAUUGUGCCGGUUUUCAUCGGAGCCAGACGAUUUUGGAAUCGACCGUUUGCUUCAUCGAGGAGUCUACGGGGCUGCGUAUCCGCUUCACGAAGGAUUAUCGACCUCGUACCCUACCGACUCUUCGGCAAAUCAUCGGGAGUAUUUACAGUACUCGUGGGCGUCGUUCCGCCAAUGGUAUCGCUUCCAGCCGCUGAAUGAAAUCAAGAGUUACUUUGGAACGCGCGUCGGGUUCUACUUUGCGUGGUUAGGGACUUACAACCUGAUGCUCGUUAUUGCUGCUUUGGUUGGCUUGUUUUGUUUUAUAGGCGGUCUAGCGAGUAUCGAAAGCUUUGUUCCUGCGAAAGAAAUCUGCGAUAAGGCAAACGAGAAACUAUUUUACAUGUGUCCUCUCUGCGACGUCGACUGCAGUUACUGGUCGCUUCACACGAGCUGCAGAUACUCCAAGAUCACACACUUAUUCGACCACGAGGGGACAGUCUUCUUCGCUGCCUUCAUGGCCUUGUGGUCCUCGCUCUUCUUGGAGGUCUGGAAACGCCAGCAGACCAGCCUCGCCUUCGAGUGGGACAUGCUUGACUUCGACGAGGAAUUGGAGCCUGCGAGACCACAAUUUGUGGAAGCGGUGAAAGAGCGCCGACCCAAUCCAAUCACUGGUAUCUUGGAGCCUUUUGUCCCCUACGCGAAGCAAUUGAUCAAACAGACGUGUGCAUUUGUGGUCGUUCUCCUGAUGAUCCUGCUUGUUAUUGCUGCAGUCGUAGGGGUCAUCGUCUACAGAGCUGCAAUGUCUGCCGCGUUACACUCGUACCCUCGCGAGGAUGUCCGCCGAGGCGCGCGAGUCAUUACCUCAAUAACUGCGUCCACUAUCAACUUGGUCGCAAUAACCAUUCUAAGCUAUGUGUACAACUAUAUCGCGGUCUUUCUCACCAACUGGGAAAACCCGCGCACUAGGACGCAGUACACGGACGCACUGACCUUCAAGAUGUUUUUGUUUCAGUCCGUCAAUAUGUACUCGUCGUUGUUUUAUAUCGCGUUCUUUAAGAGUGCCAUGAUCGUUGGCGUGCCCGGAAGGUACACUCGGAUAGGGGGAGGCCGGCUUGAGGGGUGUGACCCUUCGGGAUGUCUGAUCGAGUUGUGCAUUCAGCUGGCUAUUAUUCUUGGAGGGAAGCAGGCCAUUUCACUCAUCAUAAAGAUUGUAUUACCAUGUUUAUGGCGGUGGUGGAAUCGCAGAUCUCAACGAAAUCUUCUGGAAACAGGGGAACUGGAUCGCUGGGAGUUGGACUACCUCCUUAACCCGGAACCAGACUUUAGGAUGUUCUAUGAGUACCACGAUAUGGUUCUCCAGUUUGGCUUCGUAACCAUGUUUGUAGCCGCGUUUCCGCUGGCCCCAUUGUUUGCAUUACUCAACAACAUCCUGGAACUUCGAAUCGACGCCAUCAACUUUGUGGUGACUACCCGCAGGCCCGUAGCAGAGCGGGCUCGUAAUAUCGGUUCCUGGCUGGGUAUAUUACAGACGUUAAGCAGAUUCGCAAUUCUUGUCAACUCAUUCGUCAUUGCUUUCACGUCUGAGUUUAUCCCACGGCUGGUGUAUACCGUAGCGUACAGCCCAGACGGGUCACUGAAUGGAUACGUCAACAACAGUUUGUCGUCCUUCAACGUGCGUGAUUUUGAGAGGCAGUCCUUACCGCAGGAUCCAUUCCAGAAUUUACCAUAUAACAACACGUACUGCAGGUACAAAGAGUAUUUCGAGUCCACGAGCCCAUACAUGUACAGCCGACAGUUCUAUUACGUCCUGGCGGCCCGCCUCGCUUUCGUGAUUAUCUUCCAGUACCUAGUCAUCUUUACGGUCUUCCUGAUAAACUGGCUGGUCCCGGAUGUACCGUACUCGCUGGAAAUCCGCAUGAAACACGAAAAGUACAUAGCGCAGAAGAUGUUGCAUAGGGAGCGGGACGAAGGGGGGGAGGGGUCGCAGAACUCUGUCUAUAUGUCGUGUGAGAAUGUCGCAAGAAACAGGAAACCAGAAAACAAGAAUAGCGUCUAGUUUUGAAAAACUUUACCUAUUUGUCGCGUGAGAAUGUGAAGAGAAACAGGAAACCAGAAAACAAGGAUAGCGUCUAGUUUUGCAAAAGUUUGUCACGUGAGAUUGUGGAAAGAAACAGGAAACCAGAAAACAAGGAUAGCGUCUAGCUUUGCAAAACAUUGCCUAUUUGUCGUGUGAGAAUGUGGAGAGAAACAGGAAAACAGAACACAGGGAUGAUAGCAUAUAGUUUUGCAAAACUUUGCCCAUUUGUCGUAUGAGAAUGUCGAGAGAAAUAGGAAACCAGAUAAAUUGGAUAGCGUCUAGUUUUGCAAAACUUAGCCUAUUUGUCGGGUGAGAAUGUCCUGAGAAACAGGAAACCAAUAAUCAAGGAUAUGGUCUAGUUUUGCAAAACUUUGGCUUUUGGCAAAGUAGCGUCUAGGUUUUACAAGAAAUCUAUGUCUAUAUGUCGUAUCUCGAAGGUAUUAAACAUCAUUGACACAGCGUGAACAACGAAAGCGUUUAUACAGCGAAAAUUUGCAAAACAUCAUACAAUGGUCUUGAGCUCAAGGAAUAUUAAAUUAUGUUGAUAAAA
This is a messenger RNA of Nematostella vectensis (starlet sea anemone), 3602 nucleotides long. Its product is annotated as anoctamin-4. The coding region runs from base 143 to 3031 and encodes 962 amino acids. Gene Ontology annotation, biological process: chloride transmembrane transport. Lineage: Eukaryota; Metazoa; Cnidaria; Anthozoa; Actiniaria; Edwardsiidae. The record is from RefSeq and is a predicted model, not a curated record. The transcript is spliced from 7 exons. Gene Ontology annotation, cellular component: plasma membrane. Gene Ontology annotation, molecular function: protein dimerization activity; chloride channel activity.